Umbelopsis ramanniana AG is the source of this 707-nucleotide messenger RNA. RefSeq lists its product as uncharacterized. The annotation marks the transcript as partial. Lineage: Eukaryota; Fungi; Mucoromycota; Umbelopsidomycetes; Umbelopsidales; Umbelopsidaceae. The record is from RefSeq and is a predicted model, not a curated record. The transcript has 4 exons.
UAAAGGUGCAACAUCAAGAAAAUUGGUAUAUGGUCAGGAUCUGGUCUUUAAUAGACAGAUUAAAUACUGACGUUGAAGGUUCGGAAGUAGUGCGAGGAGAGGCAAGUAGCAUCGCGACUGCUUCAAGAAGAAACCAAGGCAGGGUUAUUCCCUCAAUGGUUCAAAUGAAGAGGAAGGCCAUGGGAAAACGUGGCGACUUGAUUCCGAGGAAAGGCUCGGCAGAAUAUGGCUGCGCUGAAGCUGGGGCGAAGGAUGAAGGAAUGUGGGGUACGAAGAGGCUGCUGGAGAAGGAUGUAGAAGCGGCCAAAGUGCUCAAAGACAUGAUCAACCAGCUGGUUGAACUUGUCUGUAACACAGAGUCUUCGGUCCGACAACUGUAUACCGUCGGGUAUAUCAUAUCAGGAUUGUCAAUGGAGUUGAUGGUGAUGGACUCUCCAAAGGGUUACAGUUGUCGCAUCACAAGAUCCAAGCAAUACCAAGUUCCAAGCUCAGCGGAACAAGUCAAGAGCAAAUUGCUGCCUCUGAUGUCUGUCCUGAUUGCAUCGAAGUUGUUGGUCCUGAGGGUGAUGAAAAGAGUGGAAGGUCAUGGCGAUUCUAGCGCCGAAUUCAGAAGCUCAUUAGAGAACCCCUUUGUAACUGCUGAAUCGACUACUCCAUCAUCCCCAAAGCGCGAGACAAUCAUGCUUCCCAAUUGCAACAUAACGCCU